Molecule: messenger RNA, 1952 nt
Organism: Rattus norvegicus (Norway rat)
Lineage: Eukaryota; Metazoa; Chordata; Mammalia; Rodentia; Muridae
Source: RefSeq, a predicted model, not a curated record
AUGCUGGGAGGCCGCACUUCCUCUCAGGGGCCUCUAGAAACCACAGGACCAAGCUGCGCCCCCGCAGCCGGCAGGAUGGCAGAGGGCAAGGCGGGCGGAGCAGCUGGCCUUUUCGCCAAGCAGAUGCAGAAGAAGUUCAGCAGGGCCCAGGAGAAGGUUCUGCAGAAAUUGGGGAAAACCGUAGAAACCAAAGAUGAGCGAUUUGAACAAAGUGCCAGCAACUUCUACCAACAGCAGGCAGAGGGCCACAGGCUGUACAAAGAUCUGAAGAACUUCCUUAGCGCAGUCAAAGUGAUGCGUGAGAGCUCAAAGAGAGUAUCAGAGACCCUGCAGGAGAUCUACAACAGCGACUGGGAUGGGCAUGAGGACCUGAAGGCCAUCGUGGGGAACAACGAUCUCCUCUGGGAAGACUAUGAAGAGAAACUGGCUGACCAGGCUUUGAGGACCAUGGAGAACUAUGUGUCACAGUUCAGUGAGGUUAAGGAGAGAAUUGCCAAGCGGGGCCGGAAACUGGUCGACUACGAUAGUGCCCGACACCACCUGGAGGCUGUACAGAAUGCUAAGAAGAAGGACGAGGCCAAGAUGGCCAAGGCAGAAGAAGACUUCAGCAAGGCCCAGGUUGUGUUUGAAGACCUGAACCAGGAACUCCUGGAGGAGCUGCCUGUUCUUUAUAACAGUCGUAUUGGCUGCUACGUGACCGUCUUCCAAAACAUUUCCAACCUGAGAGACGUCUUCUACAGGGAGAUGAGCAAGCUGAACCACAGUCUCUAUGAAGUGAUGAGCAAACUGGAGAAGCAGCAUUCCAACAAAGUCUUUGUGGUAAAGGGCCUAUCAAGCAGCAGCAGGCGCUCCUUAGUCAUCUCUCCCCCGGUGCAAACCUGUACUGCCUUCAGCCCCGUCAGCCCAGUGACCUCACCUACCAGCCCCAAUGCUCUUUCUGUAACCAGUGAGAGUGAGUCUGUGUCAGCCACUGCAGAGGAGCUGACCUCUGAGGCAGUGGGAGAGGAUAGCUGUGAGAGCGAAGAGUCCUUGAAAGAUGAGGAAGCGGACGAAGACCAGUCUGAAACAAGCUCUUCAGAGGAGGAGGAAGAUGAGGAUGAAGAUGAGGACGAAGAAGAGUCUCUAGCAGCCUGCAACGGCCCCACCCCGACCCCGGCCCCGACCCCGGCCCCGGCCUCCCCUGCAGCUGAGGUGAAGUCCCAGGAGGAAGCUGCCCCGUGCUCCCCAACUUCAUCCCUGGGCAGGGGUCAGACCGGGAAAGAGCAUUCUCCCCCCGGGGAAGUGGUCCUCCGUGCCCGCGCCUCGAGCGAGGGGGCAGAACAGAGCAAAAGAACAGCGUCCGUCCAGCGGACCUCUGCUCCGCCCAGCAGGCCUCCACCACCCAAGGCCUCAGGCGGUGGGCUCUCCAGCCCCCCAGGAUCGGCAGAGGCCUCCAAGGCAUGCCACCCCAGGGCCUCUUCAGAUGCCUCUUCGGAUCCAGAACCCCCAGAGACCGGAGAAAAGGAGGGCACUGGCAGCUCGGGCCCCAAAGAGCCACAUGCCUCCUCCACCAAGAGCGCCACCCAGGCAAUUUCAAAUGAUGAAAACACAGAACUCUGAAGAGAAACCACCAAGGACCUGACCUCGUCUGCCCAGAGAAGUUUCUGAAGCCGAGGGCCAUGGGUACAAGCCUCACGAAAUUCACGUUCUCGGGCAGUGUGGAUCCGUGCCCUCGGAAUCCUGCCAUUGCUGGAGUCUGCAGCAGCCUGAGGGAGGAAGGCACCACACACAGGGAACGUUUUUUACCAGGGGCUUGAGCAGUAAUAGAAGCAGGGCUGUAAUGACGCCAAGGAAAAGCUUCCUUUGGCGCGUCCACACGUUUGGGGGACAGGCGUCCAGCCCACCACUCACUGGGCAAGAGUUAAAGCGGAAACAUUUUUCAGACUACUAAAUAAAGUGUGGUUUUGACUAGG